Messenger RNA from Ochlerotatus camptorhynchus, 4783 nucleotides. RefSeq names its product cilia- and flagella-associated protein 43. Gene Ontology annotation, molecular function: protein binding. The coding region runs from base 16 to 4779 and encodes 1587 amino acids. The record is from RefSeq and is a predicted model, not a curated record. Lineage: Eukaryota; Metazoa; Arthropoda; Insecta; Diptera; Culicidae. Gene Ontology annotation, biological process: cilium assembly. The transcript is spliced from 13 exons. Gene Ontology annotation, cellular component: axoneme.
UCAAACAUCUCAAAAAUGUCUCUUAAAUAUUUGACCAAUGUUAAAACAAACUGGCUCAAAGCACGGGAUGUUCGCUCGGCUUGUUUCGUUGGAAAAGAAGCACUAGCGGUAGGCAUGGGAAGCCAUAUUCUUCUGAUGAACGUUAUCAGUAAACAGGAAACAUUCUACCGGGCUACGGAUCGUACCAGCGGUGAAGGCGUAUCUUGUCUGGCGGGACACAAAAGUUUCAGCAUUUUCGCCUUCGCCGAGUGUUGUGUAUGCCCACGUAUUUUCAUCGUCGCUUAUCCGGAUAAUUCCGUUUUGUUUCUACUGGAAGGAGAUGGAAAAGCCUUCAACUAUGUAUCCCUGUGCUUUUCGGAAGGUGAAUAUCUGCUAGCUUUGUGUGGCAUUCCUGACUACAGCAUUGAAGUCUACGUUUGGAGAAAUAAAGAGAUGCUUAUCAAACGAAAGACUGAUAUCAAAACUGACAAACAAUCGCUAAUGUGUAGUCCGGCUUCUACAGUAACGAUCUGUCAGGUAGCCUACAAUCAAGCGUUGGUCACUUUGUGGGAAGUUCAUGGAAAUGUACGGAUUUCCCGGCUUAUCGAAAAAAACGUGAAACUUCCGUUUGGUAAAGAGGCUGCCCCUUUGGAUACUACAUUCUCUAUUGACGGAACACUAAUGGUAAUCAAUAAGUGGGGAAGUGUAUACAGUUUUUCAGCUACAACAGGACUACUGAAUCAUAUUAUCAAACCAAUGGAUGAACCAGGUAUACUGGCUCCUCUUAUUUUCUACUGUAAGGGUGGAUUAUUUCUGAGCAAUCCCAAUGGAAGUGUUUGUUUCUACAAGCGUCAAAAAGGAACCUGGAAUCAACUGUGGUUAACGAAGCCACCGGAAACGUACUCUCUGCUGAUGCUUUACUCAGCUAGCGAAGGACUUUAUGGCACAACGGUUGGCGGCAACCUCGUUCGAACGAUGGUGGAUAACGAUCUUCGAAACGUGGACUUUAUACCAGUAAAGGAGUUUGAUUGUCAAUUCACAAACCUUGUUGUGCUGAGUCCUCUUGGAGAGAGCUUGAUUGCAUGUAAUGCAUUAAAUGGAUUGAUUGCAAUCAAUGUGAAAACCGGAGCAAGAAUCUCCGAAUACACUGUACCUGAGAUGAGCUGCAUGGUUGAGAACCCUAUGUAUCCUUUCGUAGCUGUUGGAACAUGUAAUGGAAUAGUUUUACUAGUAUCAUUUAUCUGCCCCGAAGAGCCCACCGAGCUGACUGCUUUCCACUUAAGUCAUGUUGCCAUUACCUCAAUAAGAUUUUCCACAGAUGGCUCAUACUUGGCUGCAUUUGAUAAGCAACAGAACGUAUUCUUCAUUAAAGGUGUUCCCGGAUCAACGAUGGAUGUCAUACAACAUUAUAAAGGCUCAGAAUUUCAAUUUCAGUCCACAUUCAAUGUCAACGAAAAUGCCAUUUCGAUAAUAGGAAUGCUUUCCGAAAGCGGGAUGGGACAUACUCGUAAAAUAAUCAGAAUUACUAUUUCCUUACAUGAUGGCAACCGUCGAGAAGAAAUAGGCUUUUCCCCAAAAGAGUAUACUCAGCUAGAACGAAAAACUGACGGCUCUGCAAAAUUGUAUGCCGUUUGUCUUCUAACCAAUGAAAUAGAUGUAUUGCAGUUGGAAAGCGAAGGCGACGGAAAGUUGAAUGUGCAAAUUUGCUCAACAUUAAGGGUGAAACAUCAAGUACCAUAUUUUCAAAUCAACGUGGAUCAGUUUCAUCUCAUCACGUGGAGCAUCGACGGAUUGGUCAGUAUCUACGACGCUGGAUCGGAUAAAUUGCUGGCUUACUUUUUAGGUCACGAUCGGACAAGACUUGGAAUCAAACUGGCUAGAUGUGACCCUCUGCAUCAAUACAUAUUCACCCUUGGCCACACAGGAUGUUUGGUUUGUACAAAAAUGCACCGCAGUGCAGCCAACGUUGAACGAUACAACGAUUUGAAGCUCAGCCUCGAAACAGACGACGUGAUUGCGAUGUUUCAGAACCCAACAACUGGUUUCAGUCCGAAAGGAUUUACCUUUACCCGAUGGAUUGACAUGGAAAGGAUCAGUAGACUUGAAAGUGAAAAACUUCAGUUUAAACCAGAGAGACUCAAGAUAUUGAAAGAUUUUAAAACCAUUAAAAUGAAACUUAGGCAAUUGUUGGACAACAAUGAAUCUGCUACUGAAGAGCAACGCAUCCAAGUUCAAGCAUUUAACCUGAAUGCGGCAACCACUGAACAAUUGAAAGCAAAAGCUAAAGUAGAGCGGGACGAAGAGCAUCGUAGAUUGUUAAGCUAUAUAAUUAAACAAAAAAAGGUAAACGAAAAGAUUAUCCAGAAAUGUUGGAAAAUCAUGGAACGGAAACCGGUCAAAGUGAGAUCAAUUUUCACCAAGCUUGCAGUGGAAAAUUACCCCUCUCUUCCAAACGAGCGCAAUGAAAGCUUUCUGGCGAAGAUGACUGUCUAUCGAGAAACCGAACUCAUGGCAAGCCAUGAUGCACUGCUUCCAUGGAAACCGACCCCAACCUAUCAGCUGGAAUCCAUAUUGAAUCGUGAUCCUGAUUAUGGGAACGUGAUUGAUGUAUUAUCACGUGCCGCUAUGAAAAAACAUACCACACUCACCGGUACCACGACACAUCUAUACAUGGAACCAAUCUCGCUACGCUUUGAACAGCUUGAGGUGGUCACCUUCGAACAAUUGUACUUUGAUAAAGUUUAUGGAAAUAUUCAAAUGUUGCAGCUCAGAGAUUUAUUCAACCAAAAAUUUGAUGCAUUGAAAGCACUGAAGGACAACGAAAUGGAUGUCGUAUUGACGAGAAACAGCCGCUUACGGGUCAUACAAAGUGAACUCAAAAUUAUUUUAAAACUCUUGGAAAUGCCACAACCUAACCCAGAAGAAAUAGUCGAUCCUAAAUUCCAGUCGGACGAGAUCCCGGACACCAUUGUUAGGAUAGAGAAUCACGAAAUUUCCGUAGUACCGUAUCUGACGCCUAGCAUGGAAAAUCUACUCACGCUAGAGAAAGCAGAGAAGGAACGACGACAACGGGAAUUGAUGGCAGAUGACUUCAAGGACCGUGCUCUAAUGGUGAUGAUGGAUGGAGUACUGGAGCACCGAUGGGAAGAUGAAAUCAAGAAAACUCCACCAGUUCCACAUUGUUUGGAAACGGGUAAAGACCCCCAGUACUACAAUGAGACGGAUAUCCGUGAAGUCAAGGAAUACGAAGAGCAACUCGAAUGUCUGUACAAGGAACGUAUGCGCUACAAAAAGAUCCUCGAGGUGGAAAAAGUGGAAAUAAUCGAAAACUUGGAGGAUCAAAUAAAAAAAUUCAACACCAGAGUAGGUGAAUGUCUGUUGGAGAAAAUUCGAAUAGAAGCCGCUAUUAGAGAGGAGGAAAUGCGAAUCCUAAGAAACACGUUCUACAACCAUCAGCGACUCGUUUACGAUCGUAUAGCGGAGAUGUUGCGAGAGGAAAUUGAUGCCACCAAUAAGCACAUUGAUGCCCUGACUGAAACCAUGUGUGAAAUCCAAGAUAAGGUUAACGAUUACAAGAAUACCUAUGAAUCACUGAAUACCAAAGACCGUCUGCUGGACAAACAGUUCAAGAUCAACUUUUCCGAUACUGCCCAAUCGGCGAUUAUCGAUCAAGCUUAUAAAAUUUUCAAGAGGCGCCCAAAGGCACAACUGAGAGCCGUAGUCAGCGUAUCGAUAUUCCAAGAUUUGGCCAAAAGGAUCACGGCAAAGAAAGCAUCACAACAGAGCAAUACGCUCUUGCCGCAAGAAUGCGUGGAUUAUCUUGCCGCUUGUGAUAGUCUGGAUCAAGCAUCGAAUUGCCCUGCCGGAAUGGAUACCAAUCUGUGGCAAACGCUUUGCAAAAUGAGACGCAUCAAGAUGGAAAGUGAAUUUCGGCUCAAAAGUUGUGAAAUUCAGUUGGCAGAUUCAGAAGCAGCGUUGAAUGCAUUCCAAAAAGAAAUCACUUCAAAGCGCAAUGGAUUAUCAGUACUGGAAACGAAACUACAUGAUCUACUCAAUGAGAAGUUUGAAGAGUCCACCAACAGAAAUGUCCAAGUCGUGAUGAAACGAGGUCUUAUUGAAGUUCCCAUGUCGGGAAAAAUGAUCGAUUUCAACAGUUGCAUACUCAUUCAUCGUACCGAUGUGGAUGACAUCAACGUCGUAAUUAAACGAGCUGGUUCGAAGAAACUGAAAGCCAUGGUAAAUGCAGCUCAGUUUAGAAGAAAGAUUAUCGCCCAGGAAUGGGACCACAAGGCUUUGAAAUUGAAAAUACGCGAUCUGAAAGACCAAGUGAAAAUGAUUGAAAAAUGCAAGAUAACUAAGGAAGUGCAGGAUUGGUUGAAGCGAAAAGAAAUGGGUGUAGUGGAGGAUCUUGGCCAGUUGGCUUUGGAGCGGGAAAUCGAAAACACAAUCUACGCCCAAGAAAAAAUGCUGCAAGAAGUCAAAAAGUCGGUCGAAGAAUUAGAAGAGAAGAUCAACGCUAAACGUAAGGAGAAUAAAUUACUUGACAAACAAAUGCAGGAGCUGAAUGUGGAUGUUACUGAGCAACAUCUGCAGAAGGACUCCGAACUGGAAGAAGCAGAACAAAAAGCCACACAGGCCAGAAUGACGGCAAUCAUCGAUCGCGCCCGAUGGGUAAGGCUAGUGCAGACUCAGCACGCACAAAUUUUGGAACUUGGAACAAUGCUGGAAUUGCAACGUUUGAAAACCUAUCCCACGCUGACAGCUCCCCCGGUUCUCGUUGAUCCACGGCACUUAAAUUAAAAAA